This is a messenger RNA of Talaromyces marneffei, 1437 nucleotides long. RefSeq lists its product as uncharacterized. Bases 1 to 1437 code for a protein of 478 amino acids. The record is from RefSeq and is a predicted model, not a curated record. The transcript is spliced from 2 exons. Gene Ontology annotation, molecular function: alpha-(1->6)-fucosyltransferase activity. Gene Ontology annotation, biological process: protein N-linked glycosylation. NCBI's taxonomy places the organism in Eukaryota, Fungi, Ascomycota, Eurotiomycetes, Eurotiales, Trichocomaceae.
AUGAUCAUCUCAUCUCGACAAAAUCCGGCCAAAAUGUCUCUUCGACGAACGGCUGCACUCUCUCCGGCACUCACUUCGAAAAACAGCUUGUUAGUCCCGCUCAUCGAUUCACCACUGCCAUCUCCCAUUCUUCCUUCAAUCGUUCCCAGUCAUGGAAAAAGACUGCCAGGUGCUGGGAAACGCAAAGCAUUUCGCAUAUUCCGCUUAUUAGCUGUGUGCGCAAUAAUCCUCACCCUCGUACGCAUGCCAUUGCUUCAGUUAUUGGGUGUGCCGACUCUCGUUCAGUGGCUUGCCGAUGACAGGAACUAUCAAUUGCCCUCUAUACUUCCGGUCUCAGCGUCUCCUGUUAUAAUGACAAACAAACAGGGCCGUCAGAAAUGGACUGUUCAUAUUCCGGCUGGCAUGGAAUUUCCCUACGCCCCGUCACAGAUAGAAGACUUAAGUUCGCAAUGUUUUCAGAUGUCUCAGCAGGUUUCUGAUGGCAGACAUCAACCUUUUGAUUAUUCUCAAUCCGAUCCUAAUUUUAUAGAUAUUACCGACAGACAGUCAGCUAGACAGAUGACAGGUUUACUGUCUAAUGAACAGAUUGUUAUCCAGAAGAGAUCAAAUCUAUACUGUGAUAGCAGUCUUACAUUCGUCAUGCAAUCCGAGGAUGCAGGACUGGGGACCACUCUCAUGAAUUUGUGGAUAAGCUAUGGACUUGCACAAAAACAAGGACGCAAUUUUUUCAUUGAUGAUACUAAUUGGGCGUAUGGAAAGUUUUCAAAAUAUUUCAAAUCGCCUCCGAAACCCAUGUGUCGCCAACCACCGCCAGCAUUCAGGCUGCCUUGUCCUCUUCAGGCACGACAUCUUGUUGUGUCUUCAUCCAAUGCGCCCUGGAUUUUUGGGGAUACCUUCAAAGAAUACUUCAAAAGUCCUUUUGCCGCGAGUGAAGCGCAGCAAAAGGUAAUUUUUGAAAUGGCACGCAGUGGCUAUGAAGCCCUUUUUCACCUUAUCGGCGAUGAUGCUACGUAUUUUCAAUCGAGUAUCCAAAGACUGAACAGAGAUGUUCGGUCCAAAGGCGGCAUUGCAAUUGGUAUUCAUGUUCGCCACGGCGACUCACACCCACUUGAGCCUCAAUACAAAGCCUCCCAUAUCCCUCUCGAUAGGUACGCGAAGCGUGUUAGCACAAUCUUCCAUGCCCACUUGCAGCAAGCGCAUGGAGAUACUGCAUUGUCUCAGUCUAUGGCAUUACACUCGAAAGUCAUGCUAGCUUCUGACGACCCCGAAGUAUAUACUUCGUUCGAGCUGGGCGGAGCUGAGAGAGCUCAAAACUAUAUUGCUCUAGCAAGUAAAUCAGCCCUAGAUGCUGCGAGAAAUGAGGGUCUAUCGAACGAAAAUAUCGGCUGGGAGGGAGGUUUCUUCCAGGACAUGUUUUGGUCUCUCGGCCGUCGCUGA